UAAAAUGCCCUUAAAAAUGUAGCCCCGAGAAACGAAGAAAAAGGGUUUGCCGAAAUGGGGAGAAGAAUAUUGAACGAUGCCUUGAGAACCAUCGUCAACGCCGAAAAGAGAGGCUUCGCUUCGGCGGAGCUUAAGCCCAUCUCUAAUGUCAUGGCUUCUUUCCUUCAAAUCAUGAAAUACCGAGGGUAUAUCAAGGAUUUCCAAGUGCAUGAUCCACAUAGAGUGGGGAGGAUAACUGUGGAGCUGCUGGGGAGGAUUAAUGAUUGUCGGGCUAUCACUUAUAGACAGGAUAUCAAGGCUCAUAACAUCAAGAAUUACAAAACAGACACGCUUCCUACUCAUCAGUGGGGCUAUGUGGUAAUUACUACACCAAAUGGAGUUUUGGAUCAUGAAGAGGCAAUUAGACAAAAUUUAGGUGGUCAAGUUCUGGGGUACUUUUAUUAAAUUUAGGGCCAUGGCGUAAGCAAAGAACGACUUCCAAUUUCCCUUUGGUUUUGUACAUUUAUUUGCUUGCUAUGAGAUCAUGGAAGAACUAUGAAUGUCCUCGAAGCUUUCCUUGAAAUGUCCUCAGGGAAUGGUUUUGUACAUUUAUUUCCUUGCUACGAGAUCAUGGAAGAACUUUGAAUGUCCUCGAAGCUUUCCUUGAAAUGUCCUCAGGGAAAGACACUGGUGGUAAUCAUUUGUAUGUCUUUGGUGUAUAUGAAAUAACAUUUCAUUUGGAAACUCAAACAAGACUAUUGCUACAUUUUGGUUUUCCACCUGUUAGAAUAGAGUUAAGAUGACUUUUAAAAUUCUUCUGUUAAUGUUCGUCUGGUUCUUAUCCAAUUAAACGGUUGAAAGAUGAACUUGUAGUU
Olea europaea var. sylvestris is the source of this 854-nucleotide messenger RNA. RefSeq names its product 40S ribosomal protein S15a-2-like. The record is from RefSeq and is a predicted model, not a curated record. Gene Ontology annotation, cellular component: ribosome; cytosolic small ribosomal subunit. Gene Ontology annotation, biological process: translation. The transcript is spliced from 3 exons. The coding region runs from base 55 to 444 and encodes 129 amino acids. Gene Ontology annotation, molecular function: structural constituent of ribosome. NCBI's taxonomy places the organism in Eukaryota, Viridiplantae, Streptophyta, Magnoliopsida, Lamiales, Oleaceae.